This is a messenger RNA of Nerophis ophidion (straightnose pipefish), 6696 nucleotides long. It is a transcript of the gene osbp2b, whose product is annotated as oxysterol binding protein 2b. The transcript has 14 exons. The record is from RefSeq and is a predicted model, not a curated record. Gene Ontology annotation, cellular component: cytosol; intracellular membrane-bounded organelle; membrane. Gene Ontology annotation, molecular function: cholesterol binding. NCBI's taxonomy places the organism in Eukaryota, Metazoa, Chordata, Actinopteri, Syngnathiformes, Syngnathidae. The coding region runs from base 260 to 2527 and encodes 755 amino acids.
CCCCUUUCCAUCCAGUGCAGCUCGACGUGGAUCCCUGCAGUCCGCAUCAGCUCAAGCGUCUCAUAUUGCUUCCUCCCCGUCACCAUCAUGUGAGAGAGAGAAAAAAAAAAAAGGGUUUGCUCUUCGUCCCGGAUCCUCCCCUCCCGCUUCGCCCUUUUUCUUCAGCGGACGUGCUGUCUCUCCAGUGCGGGGGCCCGGGGGUGUGGUGUCCCUGCCGCCGACUAACAGCCCGCAGACUCGGCGUGAGGCUGAGCAGAGGAUGAGUGAGCAGGGCAAGAGCUCGGCAUCCGUCUCCGCCGCGGCCCCGCUGCCCGGCUCAGACACUUACAAAGGUUGGCUCUUUAAAUGGACCAACUACCUGAAAGGCUACCAGCGGCGAUGGUUCGUCCUCAGCAACGGCCUGCUGUCUUAUUACAGGACACAGGCGGAGAUGGCACACACAUGCCGUGGGACCAUCAACCUAGCCACUGCUCACAUCGACACAGAGGACGCCUGCAACGUUGUCCUGAGCAGCGGCGGCCGCACAUACCACCUGAAAGCUAGCACCGAAGUGGAGCGGCAGCGGUGGGUCACGGCGCUGGAGUUAGCCAAAGCUAAAGCCAUCCGUAUGACACCCAACCUGUCUGAUGACUCGGAGGACGAGGUGCCGGCAUCUAAGUCCAACCGGAACGAGAUUCAGGGAACUUUAAAGAUUCUUGUGAGCAAGCUCGAUGACCUCAGCACUUGUAACGACCUGAUUGCCAAGCACGGGGCAGCAUUGCAACGCUCCCUCAGCGAACUUGAGGGCCUAAAAAUCCCUGUGGAGGGAGGGGAGAAGAUCAAGGCAGUCAAUGAGAGAGCCACCCUUUUUCGCAUCACUUCCAAUGCUAUGAUCAAUGCUUGUCGAAAUUUCUUAGAGCUGGCUCAAACUCACAGUAAGAAGUGGCAGCGGACGCUGCAAUAUGAGCGAGAGCAGCGCACCCACCUGGAGGAGACUAUUGAGCAGCUAGCCAAGCAGCACAACAGUCUGGAGCGAGCGUGGAGAGAGGCACCUGCACUUUCAUCCAGUACAACACGGGCCCCUACCAACAAAAAAGGGAGUGAGAGGCCGCCGAAAGAGGAUGCAAGUGAUGAAGAUGAGGAGUACUUUGACGCCAUGGAGGAUUCCCCUGCAUUUAUCACAGUGACCACCACUGACAACACACAACGCAGGCGAUCUCAGAGCAGUUUAAGCGGAGCAAGCGGAGGGAAUGCCUAUGACUGGAACCAGCAUGACCAUAUGUCCCCAAGCUGUAACGAUGUGUCAGGGAAGGAGCUGCAGCCACGCCGACAGCGGCGGACUCGUGUCCCUGACAAGCCUAAUUACUCCCUCAAUUUGUGGAGUAUCAUGAAGAACUGCAUUGGAAAGGAGCUUUCCAAAAUCCCCAUGCCUGUGAACUUCAAUGAGCCUCUGUCGAUGUUGCAACGUCUCACGGAAGACUUGGAGUAUCACGAGCUUUUGGAUAAGGCGGCACGCUGUGAAUCUUCGCUGGAGCAGAUGUGUCUGGUUGCUGCCUUUUCCGUCUCUUCCUACUCCACUACUGUCCACCGGACAGCCAAACCGUUCAACCCACUACUGGGUGAGACCUACGAGCUUGAUCGCCUCGAAGAGUUUGGCUACCGCUCACUGUGUGAGCAGGUGAGCCAUCACCCCCCUGCAGCAGCACAUCAUGUGAUUUCCCAACGAGGCUGGACCUUGUGGCAGGAAAUUACGAUUGCCAGCAAGUUUCGUGGCAAAUACCUCUCCAUAAUGCCACUAGGUUCCAUUCACCUGAAGUUCCACUCAAGUGGCAACCACUAUGUGUGGAGAAAAGUCACGUCCACUGUGCACAACAUCAUUGUGGGCAAGCUGUGGAUUGACCAGUCAGGGGACAUUGAGAUUGUGAAUCACAAGACCAAAGAGACCUGCACACUCAAAUUCUCCCCCUACAGUUAUUUCUCCAGGGAUGUUCCUCGGAAGGUCACAGGUGUGGUGACUGAUAGUGGUGACCAGGCUCAUUACAUUCUGUCGGGUACGUGGGAUGAGAAAAUUGAGAGUGCCAAGAUCAUUCAGAGCAGCCGAGGUGGCAGCGGAUCAGAGGGCAAGCAGAAAACCAUCUAUCAGACCUUGUCCCCCAAACUACUAUGGAAGAAGUAUCCUCUACCGGAGAAUGCGGAGAACAUGUACCACUUCUCAGCGCUGGCACUGACUCUGAACGAGCCGGACGAUGCAGUGGGUCUGACCGACAGCCGUCUGAGACCAGACCAGAGGCUAAUGGAAGAGGGACGGUGGGAUGAAGCAAACUCUGAAAAACAAAGAUUAGAAGAGAAACAAAGAGCUGUGAGAAGAAAGAGAGAAGCAGAGGCCUCAGAUGCUCUGGAUGAAGGUCGAGAAUAUGAAAGCUACCAUCCACUGUGGUUUCACCAGAGGAGAGACUCCAUCACUGGAGAGACACACUUUGCAUACAAAGGGGGUUACUGGGAGGCUAAGGAAAGACAGGACUGGACCGUUUGUCCUGAUAUAUUCUAACACCUGACGCUUCCCCGCAGCGAGACUACAGGAAACUAAGGAGCUGCUCCACAUGUGCUCCUUCAGCAGUGAGGUGUAGCACGCUCGGUAGAGCUUUGUGAAUGUGACACACACUCGUAAUUCUUUGUACCUCCAAAUGUUCCCUCUCACUGCUUUACAGAUGGAGAAUAUGGUGGAAUGUCCCCAGUCCCACUAUGUGUGUGAUGCUCUCAGAGGUGUAAUGCCACACUAUAAAGGCACCAAAUGAGCUGCUAUGUCAAUGCACUUUCCUAUGUCGCACCCAGCAGUUUUAACCUUUCAACCAUACUGAAGCAGGCUAUGUAAAAAGACUACCAUGCUGAAAACACAUUAGUCUUCAAAUGAGUCCUCAGGUUAUUGCGAGCCUCUUUUAUAAAGCCUAAAUUUGUCUUCAGGAACAAUUUUAACUUGUAAUGAUUCGCACAUUUAGUUGCAUUAAAAUAUGGUUGACAUUCUUCAGUUAACACGACAGGAAUGAUUAACAUUCAGAUUUAGGAACUUGAGUUAUAUUUUCAAAGCCUCAGAUAAAGGGGGUUGUUAUGAAUUAUGGAUUCAUCAUGCCACCGUUCCUCAACAACCUGGCAGCCACUUAGUUUUAAUGAUAAAUGAUUAAAAAUAGUUGUGAAGGAAGGAAUAUAAAAUGCACAACUCUGGUCAAGGAGCCAAAUAAUAAACAGAAAAACAAGACCAUUUACCUUAUUUGGCGCUACGAGAUAAAAGAUUAUACCACACUUUGAGACUUUUCAAUUUUCUUUCCGUUAUUCCACCUUUAGCUUAUCAUUUAGCUGAAUUUAAUGCAAAUAGUUGCUGCUUUUUUGUCAAUAUACUGUUCAGCCCGUUCAUUUAUGAAAAAAAUGGCAUAACCUGCCUUCCAAAUUCUAACCAAACUGGCAAACUACAUGCGUGCAGGCAAUGAUAAAUGUGUCAUGUUUCUGGAAAAUAAGUGUGAAUGUAAUAUAGUGCCCUUAGUUUAAACUUCUUUCAAAUAUAUGUUCGUUAAAUUAACGUCUCCCGUUGAAAUUAAUUUAAAUCAAUUUAAUUGGUGCUUGGCUCCGGCCAAAUAAGGCACAAUUUUAAUAUGUAACAUGCCCUUUUAAAAGAAAAACAAACUUUUAGAUGAGGACAUUUGUAUUAAAACAAUACAAUAGUAAAUACUACUACCAAAUACUGUUAUUUUAUGAAGUAAUGUAAUAAUAAUGUACAGCAUUUGGAAAGUGAACUUCCGUGGUAUCUCCUUCCAGUUGCUUCUCCGUUGAAAACACCAUCAGCAGCUUUCCGUAUUUUCAUGAUAAAUGUCCGUUGUUUGGAUCAUAUUUUAACAUUCUUGGCUAACAUUCUGAUUCAGUAUGGUGCAGACUAGCAGUGAUACGCUCAAAUUCCUUUGCUAAUUUGGCGACACACUCGGUCAUGUUAGUUGGGAUUUAUUUAUUAAAUUCAAUUAAUAUUAUACCCGUCUUCACAGUCACUUUGUUCCUUCCCAUGGCUUAAAACAUGUUUUGUCCAUCUCUAGCUAUCAGCUAAUGCUAGCGAGUGAGACCAGAUGUUUAGGAUGGGUCUUUUGGGGUUCACUGUGAUAUUAGCCGCACCAACUAAUGGCGAGGAUGUAACUCAAAUUUGUGCUUGCAACUUAAAGCGUAACACUCUUAAGUUGAGGUAUAACUGUAAAUGUCUGAGCUGACUGUUUUCAUUAAUGUAUAGUACUUCGCACCUGCUCCUCAGCCUCUCUCUGUUUCUAGUUGAUAGUUCAGGUGUUUCCAGUGGCACUAUGUGAGACUGGAGUCUCGGUUGACCGGUUCCAGGUGAUAGAAACGGCGGAUAGGGCUGGUCCCUGUGGCGCACCACUGAACAGAGCCCUUCGCUCCAGGCUCACCACAGUGUUCACGUGGUCUGCAGUGUUUGUAUAAUGAUUUGGGAUCAGGUACCUUCUUCCGUCUUUUUGCCUUUAAUUGACUGAUCUGUGUGCACUACAUUGACAAACUUUGAGAAAACAGUCAAUAGUAUUUUUCUGUUUUCAUUUUGUAGGAAUGUAGAAAUCAAGGCUGGAGGGUACUGUAUGUUCCGCCUGGUCUUGUUUGUGUGAAUAUUUUGUGAUAAGCGAAAUUUACUGUAAAAGAAAAUAUGAUAAUUAAGUCUGUACAGCAUAGUUGAAACAUGGUCACACAUUAACUGAUUUGGCCAUUCAUGUUUUAUAGUUCUAAAUAGUUUUAAUGGAGAAAAAGAGUGUUUUCUAAAACCCUUGAUGCAGGCACAGAGGCUUGUUCUACUGCUUUAAAGACAAAAAAUACACUGGCUAAGAAAAAUCAUACACAAUACCACUCUAUGUAUGUGUCUAAUAGUGCUCUGUUUUCAGCAGUGGCAAUUGUCAAUUUAUCAAAUAUUUAUUAAUUAUUUGCACAACAGAUACACCUCUCCAUUUCUAUACAGUCGUCCCUCGCCACAUAUUGCAGCUUCACCACAUCACAUAUAUAUUUUUUUAUUUUUCUUAACGAUAUACUAUGACAUUUUGGUCUUAAUUAAGCAUUUUAGCAUAGAAAUGGCUAAACAAACUAAAAACUAUCAAUACUACAGUAGUAUUGGCCACAAGAAGGUCUCAAACUAAUAAAGACGGGCUGUUCAGUAUCAUGGUCUUUGAUUGGCCCAACCUCAGGCAGUAUUACUAUAUUGAGUUGAGUUUGAGUUUAUUUCAAACAUGCAAGCAUACAACAUGAUACAUCACAAUUUCCAGUUUCUCUUUUCAACAUGUUCGAAAAGGAGUAGGAAGAAGCAGAUUACAUAUACAUUGGAUUAAAACAAUGUAAAGCUGAUUAGAGGGUGUUAUUCUGUGUCUAGAGUACACAGAAUGUAAAAAAUGUAUUUAGAAGGUCAAACAUUUUUUUAUAGCUAUGAAAAUACUUGAUUUAUAAUUAAUGAAUCCUUUUUCGCGGAGAUUAAUUUAUCGCGACACAAUUAGCAGCGGUAAACGAGGGACGGCUGUAAUCAAUCAAAUCAACCAUCAUCCAGUUCAGCAUUCACAUACAUACACGUCGUUUUGGGGGGUACACGUUUACCCAUAUUUACAGAGAAAAUGAUAAAACUUGUCAAGCAAUUAUUACGAAAGUUGUUUGACGUCAAUGUGUGAUGAACAAAAUAAAUAAACAAAGUGAGGCAAUAGUUGAUAUUGCCUCAAUAGAUCAAGCUAUUUUUCACUUGUUGACUUGAAUGAAUUUAACUUUUCCAAGUCUUUAUGCUGCACUAACAUUUUUGACUGUAGCUUUAAAUGUAACUUUAAAAGAUACCUUUGAAUUAUUACUGUAUAUUUCUGCUGCUUGUUUGUUUGUAAUCACUCAUGUCCACAGAGUCCAAUAAGGCCUUUAGUCAUUAAAUGGCUUCAAAGGGUCACUAUGGUUUCAGCAGAAAUUAUUUUUUCCUCAAUUAUGAAUGAGAUUUGAAUGAGCUGACCAUAUCCAUGUAGUCGAUUGAUUAACAAAAACAAAUGUUGGUGUCGUUUCCUGUACAGUAUCACAUAGCUGUAGCAAUAACACAUUUAGAAGUGGAGAUGCCGCUCAGUGUUCAGGCUUGUGCAGAAAGGGAAAAGCAACCAAAGUGUGCAAACAGUAUAUGUGAAUAAUGUACUGUACAAUACCUUUUCAUCAUGGCUUCCUGUUUUGAGAAGGUAUCCGCACACUUCUCACCGGACUUGCAGUGUGGUUUCAGCUUUAUUUUUUAUGCUCUUAUUUUCUACCUUCUCAUGGUUGCCAUUAUUCUAAUGAUUGCCUAUUUAUAUAUGAUGUGAUCCAGUUGAAUGCGCACAUUCUUAGUUCAGAGGCAGCAGUAAAGCGUGUGAAAGAAGAGUUUUCUUGCCUUGUCUGAACUGAAUCCUGCUGGGACUGGGACUCCUACUUUAGUUAUAAGAUAUAGGUCUGCUUUUUACUGAUCAGUAGAGGGAUGCAAGUUAACAAUCCUAAACAGCAGCCUGCUGCAAAAAGUCAACGGUGAUUGAUGCCUUGACUAUUUUACACAUAAUAGUGUAUCCACUUGUAAAUCACCAUGGUAAAGGCUGUUCUUUUUUCAUGAAUUCUGUAUUUUUUAUUUUCCCCAUUUCAAUCCAUAACAUUGUCUUAAAACAACCAAGACACAACAAUUGAAAUUAAAAUAAAGAUGUUGACACUUGA